Messenger RNA from Myxozyma melibiosi, 2256 nucleotides. RefSeq lists its product as uncharacterized. The record is from RefSeq and is a predicted model, not a curated record. Bases 40 to 2004 code for a protein of 654 amino acids. Lineage: Eukaryota; Fungi; Ascomycota; Lipomycetes; Lipomycetales; Lipomycetaceae. The transcript has 4 exons.
ACAGCUCUUGUUUCAACCGAUAAAGCGCAGCCAGUCAGUAUGAGUUCGUUAGAUGCUCUUGCCUCCAUUAUCUACAAAACGACAUUCGGCACAAUCUCAUUGGCACCAUUCUCUACCACAAGACAGACAGUGGUAACAAAGAUUGAUGAAGCGCUGAAAUCGAGACCCGAGGGUGAUAUCCUCCCGCUGCCGUACGCUGCUCGAAACCUCCCCCCGGAGAUAUUCCGACACUUUCCUGACGAUGCGUUCCCGAACGAGCACGAGAUUGUGUCGCACUUGCAAUUAUUGCAGGUCUUUCGUGAUACAAAGCUGUAUAUCAUGAAGUGUGAGGGUUUAUUUGAAACCCGAGACAGCAAGCACGACCCGAUACCCCGUCUCACGCCUGAAGAUCGGUGGGCUAUUUACAUCGCCAAGGCAGUCGAGCGAUAUACGAGAUGGUUCGAAGGCCUGCCGUCUGAGCCAUUCUCCGUCAGACUGCGGUUUAUGAGCGGGUUUACAGAAGGUCUUAAGGCAGAUCAGCUACCGCCUAUUGAUGUGCUUAUGGUGUGGCAUGCUCAUAUGCUGCAUCCACGAGCGUACUGGGAUGAUUGUUGGAGAUCAUCGAGACAGGCUGCGUAUUUUGCCAUGCCAUUUCCUUGGGACGAGAUUAACCACGUAAUUCGCCCCGCAUCAGCAGAUCCAAAUGGUCCUCUAGCCUACGACCCACCACUUGAUGCCCAUCAAAACUUCGAGACCAAGACUGGAGCCGCGUUUGACAUCGAUCGCGAUGUGAUUCCCAAGCGCUUAAAGUGUCACAAUUGCCUCGAGAAUGAGAUCGUGGUGCCUUGGUGGCAGGAAGACGGGAGUGGCUGGGCGCAGGAUAAGUUUUCAAAGGUGUGCCCAAAGUGUGGGAUUAAGAUUUCAAAGGAAGGAAUUGCUGCUAUGCAGUUUUUGGAGGACUUCAAGACUCUGUCUAGGGAUGGUAUUCCCAUGAAAGGAACAUUUUUCGAUACAUAUGGUCUGGAGAACAGUCACCAGUAUUGUCACUCUGGAUUCGCAAAUCAUCUAUUAGGAAGGAAAUUCAGGCCCGAGAAACUUACCAUUGGAGAAGGCGAGGGACUGGACAAGAUCCGGGUGGAGAUCUCGAAAUCGGCGAUUUACGGCAAAGACUUGGUAAUCGAGCAAUUCAACACGCGACCGGUGUAUCGUGAAGGGCACGAGGACGUUCUACGGCGGAUGUUGAUUCGGUAUGACGACAAUCCGACCAAAUUCGCAAUCAAUCUGAAGUCGGCGAUUGUGAAUCAGUGCGGGUUUGUCGAUAACAUUCUUGCAUUGUCGUAUCUGUCAUCUCCGUUCAGGCAUGAGACGCUUUCGAGAGCGGUUGAGCGACUGCUCAAAUUUUUCGUGCUCUUGCGCGAGAACCCGGACAAUUCGCUUGCGCCUCCGAUGGAUGUUGAUUUAGUGUGGCAUACUCUUCAGCUGAAUCCCAAGAUAUACUUUGCUAUGUCCUUGAAAAUCACAGGAACGCUGGUAGAUCACGAUGACUCUAUAUCCGAGAAACGAGCGAGUUCGUCGGUUUCGAAGGGUGCCUCAUUGUGGAAAUCGCGGUUCCGAGACGAUCCUCUUGGAUACGAAUCGUGCACCUGUGUGUUUUGCGAGGCCGAGCGUGAGCUGCAGCAAUCUUUGAAAUUGAAGAAAGCCGCAAAACUUGACGGUAAAGAUAUCGAUGAGUUUUACGGUCGAGCGUGCGAGACUGCUUGGCUGAACGGCUCGACGGACGUGCGAAGGCUGAGCCCGUCAACAGCUGCCGACGGACGAAAACCGGCGGAUUUCCGUCAUCCUUACGUCGCAUUUACUCCGGAGGGGGUCUCUAAGCAUGCUUCGCAGAUGGAUUAUCCUGCGGCGAAGUGUGUUGCGCUGCCGUUUCUGCAUGUUCGAGGGGCUGUCAGUGGGACAAGGAGAAUAGGAACCUCGGGGGGUACGAAUAUGAUUGCCCUAGAAAGUAUUGGUUUCGGUAUGUCGUAAUACACUGUAUGAUGUAUUCCUCGUUACUGGUUGCUUUCAUGUGAAGAGAUGCAACGGCGGAUUUAAGGUGUUAUGCAAGUCUGUCGCUCUGCCUCCAUAGUAGCAAAUAAACAGCAAUUAUUACCAAGCAAAUUGAUCACCAGAGGUAUGGAUCUGUUUCAGACCGUCUGUGUAAAAAAUAUAAAUAGAGAAAUUGAAGAGAACCUGGUUAGUGCCCGCAAAUUGAUGUUCGAAAGGGGCAGCGGAAAGGGU